Molecule: messenger RNA, 660 nt
Organism: Laccaria bicolor S238N-H82
Lineage: Eukaryota; Fungi; Basidiomycota; Agaricomycetes; Agaricales; Hydnangiaceae
Exons: 5
Coding region: 1-660 (219 amino acids)
Source: RefSeq, a predicted model, not a curated record
AUGGAUUUAAAAAUCACGGAGCAGACCUCGUUUGACCUUGAUAAGAAAAUCUGGGAUAGUGGGAUUGGAUUAAGCUCUUGGUUGGUUGGCCUCUGCAAUCGUACCAAUUUAGAUUCGGAUAGUGCCGCCGUCAGACAGAUGAGGGACGCGUUGUUUUCCUCUGAACGUCGUACAAUUCUGGAACUAGGAGCGGGAACGGGCCUUGUUGCAAUUGCGAUUGCAGCAUUACGAUCUGCAAGUAAUCUCCCCGAUGACAUUAUCGCCACCGACGUCUCAUCUGCAAUGCCUCUCCUCGAACAAAAUAUCUCAAGUAAUCAGCACACAUUCACAACGUCUCCAAAAGCCGUCGUACUAGACUGGGACGACGAAGACUUCCCACAAGAUGUCACCGGCCUCGAAGACGGGCUUGACGCCAUUGUGAUGGCCGACGUCACAUACAACACCGCGUCAUUUCCCUCGCUCAUUCGGACUCUCGAUAAACUAUUGCGCUUGGGCUCUAAACCGUCUGCGAUCCUGUUGGGAUACAAGGAAAGAGAUGCAGCUGAAAGGACGUUGUGGGAUAUGGCAGCUGAAAUUGGUGUAGAAUUUGAGAAAGUUGGUGAGAGGGCGGGAGCUGGCGGUGCCCCUGUUGAGAUUUGGAUAGGACAUUUGCGAGAGUAG